GGCCGCUUAAUAUGGCUGCCUCCGUGCCUGUUCCUUGUCGCCUCUCUGUGGCAGCAGUAAUCGCUUUUUUACUGGGUUGCUGCAGUUUAGUGAAUGUGGCUGGAAUCGAGGAGCAAGCAGAACAGUUUUUUAGAAGUGGACAUACCAACAACUGGGCUGUUUUGGUAUGUACUUCUCGAUUCUGGUUUAACUAUCGUCAUGUGGCCAAUACCCUUUCAGUUUACAGGAGUGUCAAGAGACUGGGUAUCCCUGAUAGCCAUAUAGUCUUGAUGCUCGCAGAUGAUAUGGCCUGCAACCCACGGAAUCCAAGACCAGCUACUGUGUUCAGUCACAAAAACAUGGAACUGAAUGUUUAUGGUGAUGAUGUGGAAGUGGAUUAUAGAAGCUAUGAGGUUACCGUCGAGAAUUUUUUGCGAGUAUUGACAGGAAGAAUCCCAGCAAGUGCACCUCGCUCAAAACGUCUCCUUUCUGAUGACAGAAGCAACAUUCUUAUAUAUAUGACAGGUCAUGGUGGGAAUGGUUUCUUGAAAUUUCAAGAUUCUGAAGAAAUUACUAAUGUUGAACUUGCAGAUGCUUUUGAACAAAUGUGGCAGAAAAGAAGAUACAACGAGUUGCUGUUUAUCAUUGAUACAUGCCAAGGUGCAUCCAUGUAUGAAAGGUUUUAUUCUCCUAAUAUAAUGGCUUUGGCUAGUAGCCAGGUGGGAGAAGACUCACUUUCACAUCAGCCAGAUCUUGGGAUUGGAGUCCAUUUGAUGGAUAGAUAUACAUUUUAUGUCUUGGAGUUUUUGGAAGAAAUUCAUCCAGCUAGCCAGACUAACAUGAAUGACCUUUUUCAGGUGUGUCCUAAAAGUUUGUGCGUGUCUACACCUGGCCAUCGUACAGACCUGUUUCAGAGAGAUCCUGAAAAUGUUUUGAUAACUGACUUCUUUGGAAGUGUACGAAAAGUAGAAAUAACAACUGAGACAGUUCCUUUGGAUCCUCAUUUAGAAAUGGUGGACACCAGACUUUCUGUAGAUGAAGUAGCGACAGAGCCAUUAAAAUAUACAGAACAACUUCCAGUAGCAGAAAUAAUACACCAGAAACCAAAGCCGAAAGACUGGCAUCCUCCUGGGGGAUUUAUUUUGGGACUCUGGGCACUGAUUAUCAUGGUCUUUUUUAAAACCUAUGGAAUCAAGCACAUGAAGUACGUCUUCUAGAGUUUCUAAUCUGGCUGCACUGAAUACAUCCUUGAAUGGAAGUACCAUUUACAUAGAUAAAGAGAGUCGGUCCUCUUUCUAAAAGUUCUUGUCAUGUGUUUUCUUUGUUUAUUUUAUGUCAUGUUUAAAGCCAUCUUAUGGCAAGUUUAGGACACAACUUUGUACCAAAGAUGAUCACUUUGACCUGUGAGCUCCUGUCACUGUACACAUGGGGUCCCCCUAACAGUAAGAGCCUCCCCUUCCUAUAAAAUGAGUGUGGAACCUUGUACAUAGAUGCUCAGACCAGUUCUAAGAUGUUAAACAGGUGUCCAUUCAGGAAUCUUCUUUACUGAGGGGUACAAAAAUAUUUCAAAGAAAAUUGCUGCAUUAGUACUUAGGGGACCUCUCAGGCUUCUUGUGGCCUCCAUGUGCAGUGCUGGGUAUGUACUUGUUUUGCUGGAGGUGCAGACACUUGAGUCCAGGUGUUUUCUUAUCCUCCCCCCUCCCCAAGACAAGCAGACCUUCAGUUCAUGUGUAUCAUGUUAGGAGGGGAAAUUGUUAGGUUGAAUUCAAAAGUCAUUUCCUACGAACAUACUAACAUAAUCUUGGCACGUUGGGCCAAGCAAUGUGAGUCGCCUUGAGCCCGCUUGUGGGGAGGGCGGGCUAGAAAUGUAAUCAAAUAAAUAAAUAAAUAAAUAACUUCUGGCUACAGAUGGGGGGGGGACAGCAUUUUCUUUGAUUCCCUUCUUGUGGUACAGUCCACUGAACUCCCUGGAAUCAUGCUUCUGGGGAAUUGGGGGGCAAGUGUAGAUCUGCAGUGGGAUGGGAGAAGUGGCAAAAUCUGUCUCCCUCUUCCUCUGGAGGAAAAAACACUUUGGCUUUCUGCAGGCUUAUAUCUACACGAGAACAUCUUGCGCUGGGAUAUCUGUAUGCAUAGGGGUCCUAGAUCAAGGAAUGCAAUUGAAUACAUGGGUGAAGAGGAACCCACCAAAAUGAUACUGGAAUAUUUUAAAUGCUAAAAUAUAUUACAAACUACAAAGGGGCUUCCUGAGUAAAUCUUACAAAAUAGUUAUCAUAGCUGAAAUGAAAGUUCAGACAAUAUGCUGAACCUUAUUUAAGAUGUCAUUUUGCCAAUAGAAACUUAAGUCACUUUGUGUACUUUUGCCAUGACAUAUUGAACACUUACUCAACAGAAACAAAAAUACUGUAGGAAAUAUUGAUUUACUCUGUUAAAUACGGCCCCUUAGAUCAAUUGUUUUACCUAGGGCAAUUCUGCUUCUUACAUUCUGUGAAUCAUUAGAAUUGAAACAAAAAAAAUAACCCAAGCAAUAACCUCACUGCUUGAUGAGGGAACUGCCUGAAAAGUCUAGCCUCAUGUUCAGCAGAAGAUGUGCAAGUUGAUUUUGGAAAAUCUAAGGUCUCCAGAGUAGUGUAUGAAAUUUGGAGUGCAUUAGUACACAAUCUGUGCACAGAGAAUAUUGUAAUAAAUUUCAUUAAGGCAAUGCACUCAAAAAUCAAAUGUACCUUCUGUUGUUAUAGAUAUUUGUGUUUAGUGGUAUUGAUUAAUGAAAUGUGUUUGUAGAGAAAAUAAAAUGUGGAGGAAAACAACUUGCCUACAGGAUACUUUUUGGAUACAUAAAGUGUUUCUCUCAAGUCACUGGAAGUUUCUUCAUUAGAAAUGGUAUAAGCAUAGGAAAUUCUCAUGCAGUAUGUGCAGUUUAUGUAACGGAAGCUUUUCAGUGCACUAUUGUUAGUAAGUUGGACAAAAUGCAUGAAGCCCAAGAAGCUGUGCUGCACUGCAGAGGAGUACAGUGCGCUAACUGUAUUCAGGUGGUGUUUAGCUCCAUUUUAUCCAUGAUGUUGUUGUGAAGCGUAAAGUGAACAUAAGAACUUGGAAAUGAUGCUGAAUAAAAUGGAA
This is a messenger RNA of Gekko japonicus, 3093 nucleotides long. RefSeq names its product phosphatidylinositol glycan anchor biosynthesis class K (gene PIGK). Bases 12 to 1196 code for a protein of 394 amino acids. Gene Ontology annotation, molecular function: GPI-anchor transamidase activity. NCBI's taxonomy places the organism in Eukaryota, Metazoa, Chordata, Lepidosauria, Squamata, Gekkonidae. The transcript has 11 exons. The record is from RefSeq and is a predicted model, not a curated record. Gene Ontology annotation, cellular component: GPI-anchor transamidase complex. Gene Ontology annotation, biological process: proteolysis; attachment of GPI anchor to protein; protein localization to cell surface.